This is a messenger RNA of Raphanus sativus (radish), 963 nucleotides long. RefSeq lists its product as uncharacterized. Lineage: Eukaryota; Viridiplantae; Streptophyta; Magnoliopsida; Brassicales; Brassicaceae. Bases 1 to 963 code for a protein of 320 amino acids. The record is from RefSeq and is a predicted model, not a curated record. The transcript is spliced from 2 exons.
AUGUUUUAUACAGGAGGUGUGCCAUUCAAUCUUGCAAGAAAUCCUAGCUAUCAUCGGUCUUAUCAGUUUGCUGCUGCCAGUAAGCUUGAUGGGUAUGUACCUCCAAGUUAUAAUAAGCUCUGGACAACAUUAUUGCAGCAAGAGAAGAACAAUUUUGAGAAGUUGUUAGUGCCACUGAAAUCGACAUGGAAGGAAAAAUGGGUGACGAUUGUGAGUGAUGGUUGGAGCGAUCCUGUAAGAAAACCUCUGAUUAAUUUCCUAGCUACUUCUGGAAGUGGUCCUAUGUUUCUCAAGGCUGAGAAUUGUUUCGGCGAGGUAAAAGAAAAAUUCUUCAUUGCUAAAUUGUUGGAAGAAGUUAUUCAUCAAGUGGGUGAUCAAAAUGUUGUACAAGUCAUCACUGAUAAUGCACCAAAUUGUAAGGCAUCUGGAGAUCUUAUUGAGGGCAGGUUUCCUCACAUCUAUUGGACACCAUGUGUUGUUCAUACUCUCAAUCUGGCUUUGAAAAAUAUCUGUGCAGUAAGGAAUGUGGAAGCAAAUCAAGAAACAUAUGAGGAGUGUAAUUGGAUUACUGAAAUUCAUGGAGAUGCCCUUGCAAUAAAAAACUUCAUCAUGAAUCACAGCAUGAGGCUAGCAAUUUUUGGUAAGUUCUGUCCGCAGAGAUUACUUAAGGUUGCUGAUACACGGUUUGCCUCAAUCAUUGUGAUGCUCAAGAGAUUGAAGCUUAUCAAAAGGGGUCUUCAAGCCAUGGUUAUAAGUGAAGAAUGGUCUACUUACAGAGAUGGUGACAUUGGGAAAGCAAGCUUUGUUAAAGAGAAGUUUGUAGAUGAUGACUGGUGGGAAAAGACCAAGAUGUGGGACAUUGGUGGAGAUGGAUUUGAUUCUAUGGAAGAUGUUGGAUUUUUGGAGUUUGCUGACCUUUCACUAGAUGAACCGGAUUUCGAAAAUGAGCUACUAGAGGAUUAG